UGGGAUAUAUAAGUACCCGGCCACGUGCAUUCUGUGUUUUUGUAAGAUGUAUUUCUAUUUGUAUCCAUCUCAUGAGUACUGAUUUUUAUAGUUCGUUCGUAUGUUGUACUGUACCACCACUGCACCACGUUAGGGGAGAGUUGGGAUCCAGCUAACAUGUUUAACACCACAACAUUCUGUAUUUAUGACAAAGAGUACAACAAUCACGAAACUCAUUUGUUUAACACACAGUUGUCAUCGGGACAAGUUGCUGAUUACUACGACAGAUGGGCUGAAAAUGGGCGAUACGAUGAGGAAAUAAAGAAUACUUUAAAAGCUCCAGAAAUAACUGUUAAGACAACAAUUACACUGUAUGACCCAUCAGUUCGACCAAAUAUAGAAAUACUGGAUAUAGGAGCUGGGACAGGUUUGGUCGCUGAGAUGCUCCGUAAGUCUGGUUUCCAGAAGAUCGACGCACUUGAUCCAUCAAAGGGAAUGCUUGAGAAAGCAAAGGAAAAAAAUCUGUAUCGCAAUUAUGUUUGUGAAUUAUUGACUAAAGAAACUUUUAAAAACGCAAAUGGUUUAUACGAUUGUAUAGUGUGUUCCGGCUCGUUUUGUCCUGGUCAUAUCCCAGCUGAGGCCCUUCAUGAAUUUAUACGCCUGACCAAAAAAGGUGGCCAUGUUGUUAUUGCAAUGAGAGAUGAAUGGGAAGCUCCUGGUUACUCUGAUUCCAUCAAAACAUUUAUGAGACAACUGAUAGAUGAUGGAAAGUGGGUGAAAACUCACGAAGAACAAUAUAAUCAUUACUUUGAUAAAGCUGGUGUAGUUUAUGUAUUUCAAGUAGUAUGAGAAGUAAUCAUUCAUAAAUAAAAUUCAAUAAAAAAUCAAUUUCA
Messenger RNA from Mytilus trossulus (common blue mussel), 872 nucleotides. Its product is annotated as methyltransferase-like protein 27. Bases 157 to 828 code for a protein of 223 amino acids. The transcript has 6 exons. Gene Ontology annotation, molecular function: methyltransferase activity. NCBI's taxonomy places the organism in Eukaryota, Metazoa, Mollusca, Bivalvia, Mytilida, Mytilidae. The record is from RefSeq and is a predicted model, not a curated record.